Messenger RNA from Labeo rohita (rohu), 6636 nucleotides. RefSeq names its product DNA (cytosine-5-)-methyltransferase 3 beta, duplicate a (gene dnmt3ba). Gene Ontology annotation, molecular function: protein binding; DNA binding; DNA (cytosine-5-)-methyltransferase activity, acting on CpG substrates. Gene Ontology annotation, biological process: negative regulation of transcription by RNA polymerase II. Lineage: Eukaryota; Metazoa; Chordata; Actinopteri; Cypriniformes; Cyprinidae. The record is from RefSeq and is a predicted model, not a curated record. Gene Ontology annotation, cellular component: nucleus.
UACAGGCCAAUCCUUGUCAGCUCAAUGCAUAUGUUGGGGGAAGGCACUGGGGUAGAGAUUGGGGAUUAUCUUCCAGACUGGGGAGUAGCGAGGUCUCCGGGUCCAAGGUACAAAUAAGCAUAAGAUGGCUACGAAUGUUAGUCUGGACCCCAAUAACCCUGAUGACAAGUGCAGUCGCUAUGAGGUUUUGUCCUGGAUGAACGAAACAUUACAAACUAAUUUUACUCAAGUGGAGCAAUGUCGUUCAGGUGCGUGUUUUUGCCAGCUUAUGGACUUGCUCUUCCCAGGGUCCAUUGACAUGAGCAAAGUAAAGUUUGAGUCCCAAAAAAGGUCUGAUUUUGUACAGAACUACAGUCUUCUGCAGACAGCUUUCCGAAAAUCAGGCGUGAAAGAGCGAAUCCCUGUGAAGCAGCUUCUCACAGGAAAGUUUAGACCCAAUUUCACUUUCCUGAAAUGGUUCAAAAAGUUUUUCCUUGCCAAUGAGAAGCAAGGGAGAGAAUACAACCCAGUUGAAGCUCGUAGUGGUCAGGAUAUUGUGCAGGUAGAUGACCCUGUUAGGUCUCCAAAAUCCUGGAAAACACCACGUGAAUCUGGCAGAGUCAGAGAUGAGUCUGACAAAGAUAUGGAAUUGAAUGGGAAGAACCAACCUGUGACUUACAAUCCUAAAUGGCAAAAAACCUUCAAAUGGAUCAGAGCCAGCGAUAUGGGAGACAACUGUGCUUACUGCACUUUGUGUGACCACAAUAUAGCUUUACAAGCAGGUUUUUUUGAUGUGAAGCGACACCAGCAGACUCAGAAGCAUAUGAGGCAUGAGAAGGCAGGGUUAAAUUCACUUUCCUGUAGUGACACCAUGCUUCUUUUUAUUCAAAACCAUUGCCUCUCCAGUUUACCCUCAAGGAUCAACAAGGUCUCCCAGCGUACUGCAAGCUACAUCCUCGGCCUAAAUUAUCCAAAUGAUAUUAUUUCAGCUUGUAAGAUGAAUCCGUACUGUAUCUACAUAUACGGGCAGGUGCCUCUCGAUGCAGAAAGCAGAGAAAGGACCUUCUGCCACGUGGUGCUAGUGGGCUUUUUUGAAGAAAAGCAAGCAAGGUAUUGCAUCCGCCUCCUUGACGUCUUUCAGGCUGAAGAUGGUAGCUCUGUAUCUAAAGGUUUACUCAGUGUCCUCCAAAAGUUCGAGCUUCCUGCUGGCAACAUGGUAGCGUUCUACGUUAAUGACCAGGAACGGACCUCAGGAAGUGUUGUAUCGCAGAUUCAGGAGCUCAACCCACAGGUGAUUGAUCUUGGUGGACUUUACAGCGUACCUGACACUGCCUGCAGUGCUGGCCUACAGGCUCACUCCACUCAGGUUCAGGAACUUAUUGCCAACAUCUAUGAACACUUCUCAACUUGUUCCACCAGCAACGAGAACCUCAAGACGCUGUUUGCAGGCGUUGAUGGACUAAAAGACACCAGCGCUCCCCUCUCACACGGUUGUGAGGAGUUUUGUGUGCUUGUUCAGAGGAUGCUUGGAAUGUGGAGUGAUUUGGUAUCAUACUUCACUUCCUGCAAUGAAAGUAAUGAUAAAGCCAAGCUAAUUUGUUCACAGUUGGAGAAUCCUAAAAUUAGGAUCACCCUGAUGUUUCUGGAUCAUUCUCUUGGACCACUCCGUGCCUUCGAGCAACACCUGCAACAAAGCAAAGGCUCUGUUCGUGCUGAUCUUGUUCAGAUCCUUCGAGAAGCAAGUGGACUUCUGCGUUCGUAUGCCUCCAGCUUUCUUCGCCCUCAAGCGGUUAUACGCUACCUGAAAGAACGAGACCCAGCCAUCCUGGAGAACUCAACUUUCUGCCUUCCUGCUACUGAGCUCAGUCUAGGUGGUGUGGUAGAAGACUUCAUCUCAGCCAGAGAAGAGGAACUAGCAGAUUCCCUGAACGCGUUUCAUGAUGAGUGUUUAGCUUUCUACAAAACUCUUACGACCUCCAUCGCUGACAAUCUACCUCUAAGCGAGAGUGUCCUGAGGGCCGUUUCACAGCUUCUCAGCCCGGCAGGAAGAUUGAAGGUCACAGGAAAGAGUAUUACUGAACUUGCUAUACAAUUUGGCAUCUGCUCCAAACCUGAGGAUUCUGCUAAGCUCACAGAUGAGUUCCUGGAGUACCAGCUUGUAGAGGAUGAAGAAGACACAUCUUCAACUCUAUCUCUGGAGCGAUACUGGUGUAAUGUGCUCAAAACUUUUCCACCAGAAUCCAUCUUCAAGAGACUUGUCCUCUGUUUUUUCGUGUUGCCCUGUCCAUCUCUUGAAGCAGAAAAGAUCUUUGCACAGGCUGUUGAAAAUGGAGAUGCUGCUCAUUGGGAUGAUAGUUCAAGUGAAAGUGACACAGAUAUGACAAAAGAGCUGGAUUCCAAUGAUGACUCUUCUUUAGAGCAAACUGAAGUUAAGAGUUCACCUAUCAGAAAUGGGAGAAUGAAAAAGACCAGAGGCAGCACAUCAGAGAUGGUUCAACACUCAGACACAGUGAAGCCGUGUGUGGUGCGACUGCAGAAGAUCACCAGUCAGAGAGAAAUGGACUUAAGAAAAGGUGGAGCCGAUGAUGAUAUCAGUAGCACGUUAAAUGAGGUUAAGAACAAUGCUCGUUCAUCUGGAUUGAAUUCGACACUGAGCCCCAGAUCUGGAAAGAGAGAACAAGCGUACAAUGAUGGAAAAGGUUAUGCCAUUGGAGAACUUGUGUGGGGAAAAGUAAAAGGCUUCUCCUGGUGGCCUGGACUGGUGGUGGCGUGGAAGGGCAGAACACUUCCUGUGUCAAUGAGACGUGUGGAGUGGUUUGGAGAUGGCAUGUUUUCAGAGAUGUAUACAGAGGGACUGCAGCCCUUCGCUGCGUUUACAAAGUGCUUUUGUAGUAAAUCCUAUGAAGGUCUGCCUACCUACAAGAAUGCAAUCUACCAAAUCCUAGAGUUGGCAGCGGAGCGCUGUGGGAAGUCAUUCCCCCCUUCUGAGAAGAAAGGGGAAGACGUGAAAGCCAUGCUGGAUUGGGCAUUUGGAGGCUUCCAGCCCAUGGGUCCUGAUGGCUUUUUGCCUCCUGUGGACAGCUCUGCCAGUAAUAAAACCGAGUCGGAUUCCUCUGUGUCUGAUUAUCAGCCUCCAGCCAAGAGAAAGUAUGUCUUCAAAAACAGACAGUCAGGACAGUCAGGACAAUCAGGGCAGUCAGCUCAGGAUUACACCAGAGAUCAAAUGGUCUAUGAGGUAACAACUAAAGGCAGACGUAUUGAAGAUUUCUGCCUGUCCUGUGGAACUGCCAACGUUGAAAUAUUCCAUCCUCUUUUUGAGGGAAGCCUUUGUUUUAAAUGCAAGGAGAACUUUACAGAGACUCUGUACAGAUAUGAUGAUGAUGGCUAUCAGUCAUACUGCACUGUCUGCUGUGCUGGACUUGAGGUCAUUCUCUGUGGAAACGCCAGCUGCUGCAGGUGUUUCUGUAAAGACUGUUUGAAUGUGUUGGUGGGACCAGGGACAUUCGAUAAACUGAAGGAGGUUGACCCAUGGAGCUGUUACAUCUGCCUGCCCUCUAAGUGCUACGGCGUGCUCAAGCUCAGGCCUGACUGGAGUGUUCGUGUCCAGGAGUUUUUCGCCAAUAACAGUGCCUUUGAAUUUGAGCCACACCGAGUGUAUCCUUCUAUUCCAGCUCAUCAGCGUCGUCCAAUCAGAGUUCUCUCCCUGUUUGAUGGGAUUGCAACAGGUUACCUGGUUUUAAAAGAGUUAGGCUUUAAAGUGGAGCGCUACAUUGCUUCUGAGAUCUGUGAAGACUCCAUUGCUGUUGGGAUGAUCAAACAUGAGGGCCAGAUUGAGUAUGUGAAAGAUGUGCGAACCAUCACAAGGAAACAUCUGGCUGAGUGGGGGCCAUUUGACCUCCUGAUCGGUGGAAGUCCCUGUAAUGACCUGUCCAUGGUGAAUCCAGCCAGAAAAGGUCUUUUUGAAGGCACAGGUCGGCUGUUCUUUGAAUAUUAUCGCAUGUUAACCAUGAUGAGGCCAAGAGAGGAUGACGAUCGCCCUUUUUUCUGGCUCUUUGAGAAUGUAGUAGCCAUGAGUGCCCAUGACAAGGCUGAUAUCUGUCGUUUCCUGGAGUGUAAUCCUGUGAUGAUUGAUGCUGUGAAAGUAAGCCCAGCCCACAGGGCCCGCUACUUCUGGGGAAAUUUACCUGGAAUGAACCGACCACUUGCUACUUCACUCACUGAUAAAGCAGAUCUGCAGGACUGCCUGGAGGUUGGACGAACUGCAAUGUUCAGCAAGGUUCGCACUAUCACCACCAAGUCCAACUCCAUCAAACAGGGGAAGAUGGGGCCUCUGCCAGUCACCAUGAAUGGAAAAGAAGACUAUCUUUGGUGCACUGAAAUGGAGAGAAUAUUUGGGUUCCCAAAGCAUUACACAGAUGUGAAUAAUAUGGGACGGGGACAGCGGCAGAAGGUGCUUGGGCGGUCCUGGAGCGUUCCUGUGAUCCGCCACCUCUUUGCCCCUCUGAAGGAUUACUUUGCUUGCGAGUAAAAACACUGUCUGGUCCAGGCAGCACUGGCACUGGAGGUCCAAAUCAAGUCUCUCAGAUAAAUGAAUUUGUUUUUAGUAUGUUUUAUUUUCCUGCAGAUUCCGACCUCACAGAAUAUAGUCCAAUUUUAAUGUUGCAUUUGUUUUAACGUUCAAAAAGCAUGUUAUUCUGAUGAUUUAUCCUUGGAAUGCACAGACACUUUUAGAUUGGAUUUUAAACAGCUUAAGUACUGUUGUUUUUACCUUGUGUGCUUUUAAAGUGAUUUUAAUGCUGGAGAGAGCCACACGAUACUCCACCCACUACCUCAAUGCUAUUCUGUGAUUGGUUCAUCAUCUGGAGGGAUGCCGCUUUAUGCCUAUUUAUAAUUUAAUAAAUAAGUUAAUAUUAGUUUGGUUUAGUUACUGGUUUUAACCUCAUGUUGGCUUUUUAUAUCACAAUUUUGCAUUAUUUUUUUUUCCUUGUUUAGGAACUGCAUCUCAAUUUUUUUAAAUGGUUAUUUUUAAGGUUGCCAUUCCACGGUGCUGUUUUAUAAUACAGGAUGUUUGGCCAUCAUGACAACUGUACUGUCAACAUUUAAGGAGCAUGUGUUUAACUAAAAUGAAUGUCAAUAAACACCAUAGAUGACUUAAGUUUUAAUUAAACUACAUUUUGUUUAUAGGAAUACAUGCAAUCUUUUAGUACUCCAUGUAUUUAGAAGCACAAAUAUUAUCUGUGUUAUGGUAAUCUAGAUCAUUUUAAGCAAUUUGCAGAACAACACUGCAGUUUUAUGACUUUUUAAGAUUUUUUUUUUUUUUGUUUUUGUUUUUGUUUUUUUUUUGUCGUCUUGGUGCUAUCAUCAUUUUUACGACAGGUCAUUCACUCGUAGAACUAAGAUUUUGUUUUCCAUUUUGCCCCAUUUGUUACCUGUACGCACUUCCGAUUUGAAACUGUUGGCUGAAACUGUGGUCACUACAGCGUUGAUUUGUGUUGUUUUUGCUGAGGAUUUAGCAUCUAAGUGAGCAUUAACUUUAAAGCCUUUUUGUUGAACAUGAUGCAAUGUGAUCAAGGGCUGAAACUCUAAAUAAGUGCCUACAAAUUGAUAGGCUAUUUUUUUUAUGUAGAAAACAUUGUUGAACUGAUUGUAACUGGCAUGACUUCAGAUGACUUUAAAGGGAAUGAUUUUGGGUACUCCAUUUGUCUAGUGCAAGUAUCUAAAUUAUAUCGUACCUUUGAAAUGUCUCAGAAUACAUUUCGGUAUUAAUUGUGGUCCACUGUCAGUGUGAAAUUAGGUGCUUCAAAAUGUGUGUAUAAAUACUGUGUUUUCAUUGUAGUUGUUUAGCAUGUGUGUUUUAAGCAUUAUGUCGAUCAUGGUGAUUUGUGGUUCUGACAUUCACAGGUUAAGGUGACCCUACAUCCUCUUUUUUUUUUUUUUUUUUUUUUUCCCCUUCCCCCAGACAUAUUCUGGCUGGGAUUUCUAAUUUGCCUAAAUUGUCUAGGUUUUUAAAAAAGAAGACAUAUGGUCACCCUAGUCAAAGCUGAUCUUUAGCUUUUGGUAGUUUCUAACAUGAUACCAACUGACUCAAACUAAGCUUGAUUAAACUAAUUUUAGUGAGGCAUGAACCAGCUUGAGAUGUGUUCUUUGAUGAAAGAUCAGUUUACUGGAUUACAUGUCUUCAUGCCUUUUGGAUGUCUGUGUCUUGUAGAAAUAUAGACAUUCCCAGUAAGAAGUGUGUUGGUGCUGUUACAUGUAAUUGUUGUGAAACGAUGGUCCAUGUGUAAGUUGGAGAAAUAACUCCCUCAGGUCUUCUCAACACCAGCAGGCCUCAUAGGACCGUGAUCUUUAAUGUCACACUUGAUUAUUUUUAUUCAAUUCUUUUGAGCAGAAUAUUCUAUAUAUUUGUAUCCUUGAAAUUGCCCUUAAUACCUCUUCUUUUUUUUCCGUGUUGAAUAGGUCAUUUAAAACCCAGAUGUCAUUUGGUGCUAAAUGAAAUACUAAUGAUGUAUGUAGAUCUAGAUGUUUUCUUGAACUGAUGAUUGACAAGACCGGUUUUGUCGUAAUAUCUUUUGAUAUUUGAUAUAGUCUGCUUGCCUAGCUUUAAUAUACCAUGCUUGUACUAACAUCAGUGAUGAAAAAUAAAUUGCACCAACCUUU